GUGCAGUCAAUUCGAUCCGGUCGUACGAUGCUGAGGGACAUUCACCUGUUUCCAUUUCAACAGCGGCUGACUCUUCUCUCUCGACGCCCUUAAGCUUGUUGUGCUUUAGUGUAUUUGUGGACUGUUCUACAACUGAGCUCCGUCUUAGCUCAGACUUUUGAAACUUUGACGCAUUUAUUCGUGCCACAUCCAACACAUUGUUUGAAAUUUGCGACAUCCUAGCUUGUUGCCUGCUCGACCGUCGUCACCGGCUUGUCUGGGUCAUUUACCGAGACAGACACCUCCCAUCAUCAUACCCCAGCGCUUUUUUUGUACUUAUAGUCCCUGUCAUCAUUCAGUCUGGACUCGUUCGUCGUCUGGCCGCCGCCGCGACCAAAGUUGCAUUCCAGCCUCGUCUUCUUUGCAUGGCAGGCUAUCCGGUGGCAUCCCGCGUUACGUCUCUCUCUAGCCAGCAUCCGCCAGCUGGCAGUCAUCAUUCGAGACAAAGGAGGGAAAGUUCUGGGAGCGGGAAUUUUGUUGGAUCGACGCAAUUGCAGUUGGCUGCUCAGCGGUCGGCUGGUUCCUCAACCCUAUUACCAUCAAAAUGGCGUUUCGAGGUUCUGUUCAGUAGUAACGCUAAAAUGUUCUUCGCCAGUCCAUUGGCAGCGCUUAUCGUAGGUUUGGUCGGAUAUAUUUUAAGCAUGGUUGCUUUAUUGCUCACUGCCGCACUGCCUAGUGCUAUAAUAUCUAUGGCUAUAAGUGGGCCUGAACGAUAUGCAGAUGGCAGACGGGGGUCAAGGGGGUCCGAACGGUGGAGACAGGCAAUCAAUGAACAAGGCUCGCCUCUUGAGGACGUUGCUUCCGCGGAAGAAAGAUAUCAUGACGACUCGAUUUCCGCGGGUUCGGCUGCGUCUGGAAGACACAACACUGAAUCUCGCUCCUCGAGUCCUUUCAAACUUGAGCCCAGCCAUGAUUUCGCGACACCCACACGCGUCUCAUACGAAGGUGAUGAUCGUGACGCAACCCCGAAAGUCACAUCUCGCCCUCAAUCGUACGAGCGGACAAUGACUGCGCCCCCUUAUAUGCUACAUCACUUGAUUGAGAGAGACGAUGCUGGCCCCAGCACAAUCGCAACCCGUCCCCCCAUCACCCAGAGAACUUCUAGUCUGAGACGAUCAUUCAAGGGGUUCAAGGACGCUAUGCGUCUUGGGACCAAGAGGCGAUCCUCUGACAUGGACGUCAAUUUUCCAACCAGAAAUACGGCUGCCUCUUCACCGUUCGCGACUGAGAACGAAGGUAUUGGUGAAGCAGAAUUGCAUAUCUCGCGUCCCUUGCCUUCACCGACGGAGUCGGCGCCCUCAAUAUGCUCAUCUCAAUCUCCUUCUGAAUCCUCUUAUUCAAGCUCCCUCAGCAAUGGUCCCAACAAACUCCGAAAACCCUUCAUCCAGCGCCUCGGCCGCUCUGCAUCUCAUAAAUUGCCAUCCCCGUCCUCCUCACCUCUACGUCCAUCUUCCUCAAACAAACAUCAGAAAACAAAACCUCCACCCCUCCGGACAACUUAUACCUACACCUUCCUCCCGACGUCGGAAGACCCUUAUGAAGAAGAUGAAGGGGAGGAACAAAUCGAACGCGAUUCAUGGUCAAUCCCGUCUGCACAUGCGUCCGAGAACUCCAAUUCCUAUCCCACGUCCCCACCUCGUCCCUCACGUUCCACGUCCCUCCCUCGUAGAAAUACACCCCACCAUCCUUCCCACGAACGUCGGCUCACUUCCGACCCUAUACCCAUCUUUACCCCUCUUUCUCCAAGUACAGUACCUCCUGCGCUGAUAACUGUCGCUACGUCGAGGCAGGAAGCAUUGCUUGCGCUUGAAGGGAAACGAUGCGCAGAUAAGCAGGCGAGAGAUUUUUCGGCUGUUGGGUCGAUCGGCGUCGCGCUUGGUACACCAACAUCGGUGAUGACGCAGGCGAAGGUGAAGGGGGAGAAUGAACGACCUACGUCGGCGAAUUCUACUACUAAGGGUAGUAGAGGAGCGAGCAGGUUUAAGUUUCUUCGUGGAUCUUGGUCGUCUUCGCCUCCCAGAAGUCCGGGCGUCGCUGUUUCUCCUGUCACUGGUGGAAAUGUCACAGACGAUGACGAGGAUGAUAUUAACCCAGACAGAGCCAAUUCUGGCGUAUCUGGGGGGGUAAGUUUGAUGGCCGUUGUCGGUCAAGAUGUGAAUGUGGAUGAGUUUGGAGUAGUGAGGAGCCCGAAAAGGAGUUCUGUGUCUGAAGUGAGGGAAGUUGGUAAUAGGGAAGGUGUCAGCGAGGGUGUGAUAGUUGAGGGUGCGGAGCACAAUUCUCGAAAGCGUACGUUCUUUCGGUUGAUUCCAGGGUCUGGGUCGAAACCCCCUGUCAGUGGAUCGAGGAGGUCAAGGUCGUGGAAACGUUUCUCGUUUUCAUGAUACCAUUCCUCACCAGGUCCCACACUCCUACUUUAUCCUCCCCAUCUACUUACCCGCCAUUUUUGGUCGCUUAUAAAUCUUGCCGGCUCCAUCUCAUUGUCCAGCUUCUAUUGAACCAAUAACGAGAGUUAUUAAAAUUCACUUUAUCAAUGCUCGUUCCAAACCCCGCAAAGCACGACCUAACAUUAUUUCAUCAUUCAAUAUUCAUUCAUUCACGCAUUAUCGUUUGCAUCCUCCUAUCCCAUCUUCACUCUACCUCUCUGGAUUUUAUCCACAGUCCAACAAUUCACGCACGCCUUGCAUGUUAUAUUACUCUUUCACGAUAUAAUUAAUGCCAUCCAUUGUAAAGCUCUAGAGUAUCCAGCAGCCACACUUCAAAUGGAUCUAAUUUGUUUGAGC
Cantharellus anzutake is the source of this 2819-nucleotide messenger RNA. RefSeq lists its product as uncharacterized. Lineage: Eukaryota; Fungi; Basidiomycota; Agaricomycetes; Cantharellales; Hydnaceae. The coding region runs from base 405 to 2420 and encodes 671 amino acids. The record is from RefSeq and is a predicted model, not a curated record. The transcript is spliced from 2 exons.